Messenger RNA from Lactuca virosa, 285 nucleotides. The record is from the annotation of a GenBank genome assembly. Lineage: Eukaryota; Viridiplantae; Streptophyta; Magnoliopsida; Asterales; Asteraceae.
AUGGCCAAGAACGCUCCGUUGUUUGUGAAGAUGGCAGCAGUACUCUCACUUUUCCUGAUGCUCAUUGUAUUGUCAGAAAGCAGAUUCACCCUAAUCGAUGGUGUCCAGAAGGCAAAAUUAGCCCUUGUGUGCAGCCAAGUUGUCGGUGUUGAAGCUGGCGAUGAUUGCACCAUCAUUAGCAAAGAGUUUGGGAUGAGUUUGGCAUCGUUUUUGGCAAUUAACCCCAACAUCAAUUGUGAAUCGGUGUUUGUGGGUCAAUGGGUUUGUAUUGAUGGAAGUGCCUAA